AUGGUGGGCCAGAAGAUUUGGGUCAAGCGCCCCGGGGCCUCAGCAACGCUUGUGCAGAUCCAAAAAGAAGAUUUGGUUGAUGAUGUGCGCGAUAUGAUCCUGAAAAAAUAUGCAAAUUCAUUGGGAAGGAACUUUGACUCUCCGGAUGUUACAUUAAAGAUAUCGGCGCGAGAAUCGAAACAAGAAAGGACUUUGGGGCCGGAUGAGUCUAUUAUACAGGUCUUGAAUGCAUACUACCCGACUGGUCAAAAAAUUGAUGAAGCACUCAUUAUUGAUGUACCUCAAAGAAGAACGCCCAGGCCCAGCCCUCUACCACACAAAUUUCAUAACGAAAGUCAACCUGCAGAGGCAGGGUCAGACUAUUUCCCUCCAAUGCCCAUUCCCUCUUCGCCACGCCCUUCUAUCACAGCUAUGGCGACAGCAACUUCACAAUCUCAGCUUUCUACUGCACCUACUAAUGCCAUGUCUGUAAUAACGACCGGCUAUGUUCCUGCAAUUCCUUCGCCCGGUAGUAUUACAACCCGGAGAUUUCCCCGGGAACGCCCACGUGUGAAUCGGCAACAAACAUCUUCUCCUACCACACUUGCAGGCACGCUUCAAGCUAGUAGUAGCAACAAUAUUACACCACACAUCACUGCGCAUACCCAAACUCGCUCGCGUGGUCACUCUAAUGCAUCGGAAAAAAUGCCUGCAGCCCCACCACCUGCCCCGCCACCCCUUCCAACCCCACCUGCCUCGCAAGUAGUUAUAGAUACGGUCCAGGGCCAAGUCGUUGCAACUCCUCCAACAACUAUGGUAGUACGUCCUAAUCGUCCAAAGAAAAGUCGAAAACCUGUCAGCGAGCACCCAAACUUGUGGCUUAAUGGUGGUGUGCCUCCGAUCAACGUCUUGAUUGUAGAAGACAAUUUUAUAAAUCUCAAACUACUGGAAGCUUUCAUGAAGCGUCUCAAGGUUCGCUGGCAAACAGCCAUAAAUGGAAAGAUCGCUGUCGAUAAGUGGAAGACUGGCGGGUUUCACUUGGUAUUGAUGGAUAUUCAAUUACCUGUUAUGAGUGGCUUAGAUGCUACUAGGGAAAUAAGAAGGCUAGAGAGACUAAACAGUAUUGGUGUCUUUAACAGUAGUGCUAGCUCGACUGCGCCACAGGACAUAGCUGGUGAGGCGGAGGGACAUGAUAAACUCCCCAGUGACGCUUUGUUUAAAUCCCCCGUCAUUAUAGUGGCACUUACUGCAUCUAGCUUGCAGUCAGAUAGGCACGAGGCUCUCGCUGCUGGCUGUAAUGAUUUCUUGACGAAGCCUGUCAAUUUUUUGUGGCUUGAACGAAAAGUUAUGGAGUGGGGUUGCAUGCAGGCCCUUAUAGACUUUGAUGGCUGGCGUAAAUGGAAAGAUUUCUCGCAAUUAAGUGAUGAAAUGGAAAGAAAUAAAACCAAAAAAUAG
Molecule: messenger RNA, 1434 nt
Organism: Blumeria graminis f. sp. triticale
Lineage: Eukaryota; Fungi; Ascomycota; Leotiomycetes; Helotiales; Erysiphaceae
Source: the annotation of a GenBank genome assembly